AAAUAUAAAAAAGGAUAAGUCAUGAAGACACUUAAAUAUAGUUUGCAGGUACGAACUGUUAACUCUAAUGGUUGAGAACUCAAACGAUUUUUGUCACAACUUGUAACAAAUUCUUUUGUCGAAUCGCCAUUCAAAAAAAAAAAACUUUUGUCGAAUCAGAAACCCCAAACUGACGCGCUAAUUCUAUUUUUGGUACUUUUUUAUUCAUUUUAUUAUUAUUAUUAUUAAAAAGACUUUUGAAUUUUCGAAAUGUCUUUUUUCUUCUUUCUCCCACAUUCUCACCCAGUCACACCACUACUUUAGGCAGUUACCUUCGCUCACAAGUGUUUCCAAUAUUCUCCUACUUAAACCCACUCUCACACCUCACUCUCCUCAUUUUCCACCAACACAAAACUUCUCUUUCUCUCUCUCUCUCUCUUGUAACCGUUUCGUUUUUCAUCACAAUGUCUCGUCGCGGUGGUGGAAACCCUUCCGAUAACCGUCGUAACCAACCACAACCAUCUCCGGCUACAUCUCGUCUCAAUGCUGCCGGAACAGGCCGUGGUGGUGGUGGUCGUGGAUCUCGCGGUGGACAUACCGUUCCAUCUUCUUCAUCGGUCCACGUACCUCCUCCGGCACCGAUCAACACCGCUGCUUCAUCUGUUGUAGCGCCGGUCGUUCAUCCUGUUCAUCCAUCCGUUUCUGCUCCCGUUACCGGCUCUAGUUCGGCUCCGACUGUACCUUCUCCGGCUCCGGCGACGGUUUCCGCCGAAGCGCUGUCUACUGAAGUUCAACAGAAGCUUACUCUGCAAUCGGCUUCCGCUCCGGCGUCUCAGAAGGCGAUCAGGUUCCCUAAUCGUCCUGGUUAUGGUCAGUUAGGGAAAAAAGUGCAAGUUCGUGCUAAUCAUUUUCAGAUGCAAGUUGCUGAGAGGGAUCUGCAUCACUACGAUGUGUCGAUUGCGCCGGAGAUUCCUUCAAAAAAAGUGUCCAGAGACAUUAUCAAUCAGUUGGUUAAGAUGCAUCGGGAGUCACUGUUAGAGAAUCGCAUUCCUGCUUAUGAUGGUAGGAAGAGCCUGUUUACUGCUGGACCAUUACCGUUUACUUCUAAGGUUUUUGUGGUUAACUUGGUUGACGAGGAUCGAGGAUCCUCUUCUGGUUCUGAUAGGAAAAAGCGUGAACGCGAGUUUAAGGUUACGAUUCGGUUUGCUUCAAAGCCAGACAUCGUCCAUCUUAAUCAGUUUCUCCGUCGUUUGCAGCCGGAUUGUCCUUAUGAAACCAUACAAGUUCUUGAUGUUGCUUUGCGGGCGACUCCAGCUGAAAUGUACACUGUUGCAGGGAGGUCAUUUUUCUCACCCAAUUUGGGGGCACCUGGGCCUCUUGGCGGCGGGACAGAAUUUUGGAGAGGCUUUUAUCAAAGCCUUAGGCCAACACAAAUGGGGCUCUCCCUCAACAUUGAUGUAUCUUCGAGGGCCUUCUAUGAACCGGUUCUUGUGACUGAAUUUGUUUCUAAAAAUUUUAAAUUGAAUUUUUCAAGGCAGCUGUCUGAUCAAGACCGUCUCAAGAUCAGAAGAGCCUUGAAAGGUCUUAAGGUACGGCUAUCUCAUGGGGCUGGAAUGAGGAGUUGUAAGGUGACUGGUCUCUCAAAAGAGCCACUCAAAGACCUAACGUUCACACUUGAGGAUAAAGUAACUAAGAAAAAAGUUCUGGAUUAUUUCCAUGAGAAAUACAAUAUUGAGUUGAAGUUUCCACUUCUUCCUGCUAUCCAAUCUGGAAGUGACGCAAGACCUAUGUAUUUUCCAAUGGAGCUUUGCCGAAUUGAGUCUGGACAGAGGUACUCCAAAAGAUUGAAUGAAGAGCAAGUAACCAAUCUUUUAAGGGCUACCUGCCAGCGUCCUCAUCAGAGAGAACAAGAUAUUAAAAAUAUCGUAAAGCAGCACCGCUUCAACUCAGACAAGGUUGUGAAGGAGUUUGGAAUCAAUGUAAGAGAGGAUCUUGCUCUGGUUGAUGCCCGUGUUUUGACACCCCCAACGCUCAAAUAUCAUGGAACUGGUGGAGAAUCAAAACUUGACCCUCGGAUGGGUCAGUGGAAUAUGAUUUCUAAGAAAAUGGUUGAUGGUGGCAAGGUUCAAUUUUGGGGUUGCCUUUGCUUUGCAAAAAUGGACCCAACUAUGUUUUGCCAAGAGUUGGUUACUAUGUGUCAAGCCAAGGGACUGGUUUUCAACCGAGAUCCUGUGGUACCUCUUUCCCCAGGCAAUCCUAAUCAAAUUGAGAGAGAGCUUGAGAAUUUUAACAAGAAGUGCAAGGCAAUACUUGAAAGCAAACAGCAGAGGCUUCAAUUGCUGAUAAUAAUUAUGCCUGAUUUCAAGGGUGUGAGAACUUAUGAUAAAAUAAAGCGUGUCUGUGAAACUGAACUGGGAAUUGUUUCUCAAUGUUGUCAGCCAAGGCAAGCGCAAAAGUUGAAUAAGCAGUAUCUUGAAAAUUUGGCUUUGAAGAUUAAUGUCAAGGUUGGUGGUCGUAACACUGUGCUGAAUGAUGCAUUUGAGAGAAGAAUUCCACUUGUAACUGAUAGACCAACGAUAAUAUUUGGUGCGGAUGUAACACAUCCACAGCCAGGGGAAGACUCAAGUCCUUCUAUAGCUGCAGUGGUGGCAUCCAUGGAUUGGCCUUGGGUCACCAAGUACAGGGGAGUUUAUUCUGCCCAGUCUCAUAGGGAAGAAAUUAUUCAGGAUCUGUAUAAAACUGUAGUGCAUCCUCAAAGGGGGGUUGUACCUAGUGGAAUGAUAAGGGAGCUAAUUGUGUCUUUCUAUAAGGCAACUGGGCGUAAGCCUGAGAGGAUUAUAUUUUACAGAGAUGGAGUAAGUGAAGGGCAGUUUAGUCAGGUUUUGCUUUAUGAGGUGGAUGCAAUCCGAAAGGCUUGUGCCUCGAUAGAAAAUGGGUAUCUACCUCCAAUUACUUUUGUGGUGGUCCAAAAGAGACAUCAUACCCGCCUCUUUCCUGUAAGAAGAGAAGAGACAGACAAAAGUGGAAAUAUAAUGCCAGGAACUGUGGUAGACACCAACAUUUGCCACCCCAGAGAAUUUGAUUUUUAUCUCAACAGCCAUGCUGGGAUUCAGGGCACUAGUCGACCAGCUCAUUAUCAUGUGUUGUUUGAUGAAAAUCGCUUCAGUGCAGAUCACUUACAGAGUUUGACCAAUAACUUGUGUUACACUUAUGCUAGGUGUACUCGAUCAGUGUCAAUAGUUCCUCCUGCUUAUUAUGCACACUUGUUAGCUUUCCGAACUCGCUACUACCUCAGUGACGCUGCUGACACUUCUGAUUCUGAUUCUGCAAAUGGCGGUACUAGGAAUGCCACCAAUGUGGUGGCGGCACUUCCCUCCAUCAUUGAAAGCGUCAAAGAUAACAUGUUUUAUGUUUAAUAUUGGUUUGGCAAUAUUAGUUUGGAGGAUAGUUUUGGAUGAUGUGUUUUCACCGUGCCCUUUUUGGAUAAAAUAUAUGCUUGACAUAUAUUUUUUGGGUGGACCUUUUUUAUUUGAUUAUUAUGGUUAUAAGUUCUAGACAGAUUUUGUAUAUGAUGCAUAUGAUGUUUGCUACCAUGGAUAUGUUUAGCAAUAUUUUGAAAUGAUGGUACAUAUGGUGCCACCAUGGAUAUCGUUAUUAUAAAUAUAUAUAUUGAAGUUAUGGUUA
Molecule: messenger RNA, 3663 nt
Organism: Trifolium pratense (red clover)
Lineage: Eukaryota; Viridiplantae; Streptophyta; Magnoliopsida; Fabales; Fabaceae
Product: protein argonaute 5
Exons: 22
Coding region: 444-3395 (983 amino acids)
Biological process (GO): regulatory ncRNA-mediated post-transcriptional gene silencing
Cellular component (GO): cytoplasm
Molecular function (GO): protein binding; RNA binding
Source: RefSeq, a predicted model, not a curated record